CCGGGACCCCACUUCCGGUCUUCGUUUAUAAGUCCCGCCCCUUGAGACCCCCUUCCCCGGAAGUCCCACCUCCCAACUUCAGGGGGCUCCCUGAACCCCAACUUGUUUUUUAUUGUCCCUGACCCCACCCUUUCGCCCAGCUUUCCUGGAAGUCCCACCCCCAGACAUGCUUCCAAGCCCUACUACAAGAAUCCCUUCGUUAGUCCUAGUUUUCCGAAACUCCGCCUCCUCGCAGCGAUUCUCCGCUAACUCUUGUCGGUCAAAAAGACUAUCUCUCCCAAAAGGGUAAAACCUUGCUUCUCAAAGAACGAUUCGAAUUCGCUGUAGCCACGCCUCACUGGGCGCCCCGCCCCCGGGAGGCCCGCCCUUUCCGUAAUCCACGUCUGAUUGUCUAGAAGCCUCGCCUGGGAGAAGUCUCCAGCGCGCGUCCUUGGGCACCACGCCCCCUUAGGAACUUAAGCCCUUUAGGGCUCGGGUCUUCACCUGAAAGUCCUGCCCUUCUGUCUUAGAAAAUCCACCUGCUUACAUUGGCCUGUCUUUUCUCCCUUUUGUGGCUUGGGUUCAGUUUUUGUGAGCAGUGUUCCAUCAGGUGGAAAGUCUAAGUUCACAUCUCUGGUUAUGAAGAGGCUGCGAUUAGAGGCAGCGGUUUUCUUCUUUCCCUCUUGCAAGGGUGGGCCUUUUUGACCGGGAGCAGGAGUUGGGUUCGGCAUGAGAGUGGCAGAGAUACUUGUUCAUAGAGUCCCAGCCCCACUCCCUGAAUUUCCUUUCCCAGGACCAACCCUUCUCCAGAAAUACAGCAGCUGCUGGUCUACCUACUUUUAGCUUUGUUGGUGUGUGGCUUGUAGGUGUGACGGGAGAGAAAGGUUUUACCACCAGAAAUGGUGGUUUAAAGUGGUGAUAGGGAGUAGUGUCCUUUUUAUUAUUAUUAUUAUUUUAAAGAAUCGCCUCAGUUUCCACUUCUCUGGCUUGUCUCCUUCCCCUAAGCAGAGUGCUUGUCUGGGCAUCCCUCCUGGCCCCACUGGCCUAGCCUUCCCCGGCUGGAAACAUUCCUGAGGCUUUCGCCAUUUCCUGCUCCUUCCCGCCUCUCUUGCCUCCUCCCUGCUGUGCUCAGGAGCCACAGGGCUUUCCCCCAACACCCAAUCACCUGGUCUUCCUGUGGGCUAUUGCCUUUCUCCCUAUAGAAAUGCAGAGAGUCAGCCUCCCUCUUUCUUUACUGGUGAUUGCCCACACCUGUUGGUCAUUCCUUGCCUCUGGAUACUGCAGGUUCCUGAGGACUUCCUGGUUGGGAUGUGGGGGUGGGGGAAACUGUUGGGCUGUUGCACAAUCCUUUCCCUAUUGUCUCUAGGCGGGAGAGCUGAGGCCUUAGGAAACGGAGUGUUAGAAUUCCUUCCCUGGAGUAGUGGAUGGAGGGACAAAGCUCCCCUGGGAUGAGCACUAAGGGAGGGUGAAAGAAUUAAGCACAGGGUCUAACACAUGUAAGUGCUAGAAUUGUUCAUCACUAUAAUCAUAUAGAUUCUUUUAACCCUCUCAAGUAAAUUGUAAGGGUAAUUCUGAGGUGAGCCUGGGGAAUACGCAUCUUUUACUUCUUGUUUUUUGGUCACUUUCUACCUCCCUCUAUGGCUUCCUCUAGCAGAGCUGUGGCAGGAAGCUGUGGGUGGAAGGGUGGGUUUGGGACUGUUGCCUACAUCCAGCCUCAGUUCAUCUUUUCCUGGCCCCCCUUUCUCCUAUACUUAUUGACACCGAUUUGUCUUCUGACUUCUCUAUCCCUGUGUAGCCUGUAGUCCCUACUUCUCUUGGAGAGCUGUCAGCCCCCAUCCCCUUCCCCAGCCAGACUCCUCCCCUGGUGUGAGUGGCACUGUUCUCCAUGGCAGGACUUGGAGCAGGAACCCUAGGAGGGUAUGAGUAUACCUGGCAGGCCCAGGGAGUUGGCCUUAGAAUUAAUGCCACCCUUGGCAGCUCGCUUUGCUAACUAGGCCUGUGGGAGGGGGGCUGAGAGUGCUUGGCUACAGGCCAUUGCUCCUUGGUGUGGUAGGUGCCAUGCCCAGAGCUUGGUCCACCCGUUCUCUGCCUCCAGCUCUUGCCCGAUGCACCACCCAGGUUGGACUUUGCUCCCUUUACUGGGCCAGCAUGUCCUUCCUCUCUGGCCCCCCUUGGCAUCCACUGGGACCACUUCCUCCCCUUCCCUGAUUUGUCGGUUGCAGUCCACAGCUGGUGUACAGAGGAUGCUAAUGGGCCAGACUCCCUGGGGCCGCCACCCCACUGCAUGUGGUAGUGGUGUGGGGUGGCCGGCUGGAGGGUGGGGGAGUGUGAGUGUUCAACCAGGACAGGAAGGGAAAUGCUGAGCUCUGGGAUCCCUCCCUUUCCACCCGCUGCCUCUGUUUCCUCCCUUAUUCCCCCUACCCUCCCCUGGCUUCCUGUGCCCUUUGGCUUGCCCAUGUCCGGUUUAGAUUGAGGCAGAGCUCCUCUUAUCUCCCUCUUCCCACUAGUCCACUUCUCCCUCCCACCCUACUCCGCUGCUCCCCAGAUUACUAGUUGUUUGUGUAGGACUGGGGAGAGGGGCCUGGUAGUCCUACCCCUGCUAGAGUCCUAGGUUGGGGCCAGGGCUCAGCCCCUCUGAGCCUGUGAGUCAGCACUGUCCUCGGGAUUGGUCUCUCCCUUCAGCUCCCCGCCCCUGGGGAGGAGCCAGGCAGCUCUAGGUCCAGCCCGUUCUCUUCUCAGCCAGAGAAGAGGCUCCACGCUGGGCGGGGAUGGGGCCUGAAACUGUCUGGGUUUAAGCUGGGGGAGCAGAAGCCACUUGUCCCCGUCCCUCCCCAGGACCCCUGUGACUGCUGGGCUACAGACGUCUGACCAGGCUAAGGGACUGGGGAUGCCCCCUGCCUGGCCCCCUUGCCCAAACAGGCAGGGGGGCCGGGCCGGGCAGCAGCCCCCCUCUGAGCACAGCCAUGGAUCUCCUGCCCCCCAAGCCCAAGUACAACCCACUUCGGAAUGAGUCUCUGUCAUCGCUGGAGGAGGGGACUUCGGGGUCUAGCCCCCCGGAAGAGCUGCCUUCCCCAUCAGCCUCGUCCCUGGGGCCCAUCCUGCCUCCUGUGCCUGGGGAUGACAGUCCCACUACCCUGUGCUCCUUCUUCCCCCGGAUGAGCAACCUGAAGCUGGCCAGCCCGGCUGGGGGGCGCCCCGGGCCUAAGGGGGAGCCAGGAAAGGCAGCCGAGGAUGGGGAGGGGAUUGUAGGGGCAGCAAUGCCGGACUCAGGCCCCCUGCCCCUCCUCCAGGACAUGAACAAGCUGAGCGGAGGCGGCGGGCGCAGGACUCGGGUGGAAGGGGGCCAGCUGGGGGGCGAGGAGUGGACCCGCCACGGGAGCUUUGUCAAUAAGCCCACGCGGGGCUGGCUGCACCCCAACGACAAAGUCAUGGGACCUGGGGUUUCCUACUUGGUUCGGUACAUGGGCUGCGUGGAGGUCCUGCAGUCCAUGCGUGCCCUGGACUUCAACACCCGGACUCAGGUCACCAGGGAGGCCAUCAGUCUGGUGUGUGAAGCAGUGCCGGGUGCUAAGGGGGCCACAAGAAGGAGAAAGCCCUGCAGCCGCCCGCUCAGCUCCAUCCUGGGGAGGAGUAACCUGAAAUUUGCUGGAAUGCCAAUCACUCUCACCGUCUCCACCAGCAGCCUCAACCUCAUGGCCGCAGACUGCAAACAGAUCAUUGCCAACCACCACAUGCAAUCUAUCUCAUUUGCGUCCGGUGGGGAUCCGGACACAGCCGAGUAUGUCGCCUACGUUGCCAAAGACCCCGUGAAUCAGAGAGCCUGCCACAUCCUGGAGUGUCCUGAAGGGCUCGCCCAGGACGUCAUCAGCACCAUUGGCCAGGCCUUCGAGUUGCGCUUCAAACAGUACCUCAGGAACCCCCCCAAGCUGGUCACCCCCCAUGACAGGAUGGCUGGCUUUGAUGGCUCAGCCUGGGAUGAGGAGGAGGAAGAGCCACCUGACCACCAGUACUACAAUGACUUUCCGGGGAAGGAACCCCCUCUUGGUGGGGUGGUAGACAUGAGGCUUCGGGAAGGACCUGCUCCAGGGGCUGCUCGACCUGCUCCACCCAGUACCAAGCCCCCCAGCCACUUGGGAGCUACACUGCCUGUGGGGCAGCCCGUUGGGGCAGAUUCGGAAGUCUGCAAACAGAUGCCACCUCCACCUUGCCCAGCAGGCAGAGAGCUCUUUGACGACCCCUCCUAUGUCAACGUCCAGAACCUAGACAAGGCCCGGCAAGCAGGGGGUGGGGCCGGGCCCCCCAACCCCGCCAUCAAUGGCAGCGCGCCCCGGGACCUCUUUGACAUGAAGCCCUUCGAAGAUGCCCUCCGGGUGCCUCCACCUCUGCAGUCGGUGUCCAUGGCUGAGCAGCUCCGAGGGGAGCCCUGGUUCCAUGGGAAACUGAGCCGGCGGGAGGCUGAGGCACUGCUGCAGCUCAACGGGGACUUCCUGGUGCGGGAGAGCACGACCACGCCUGGCCAGUACGUGCUCACUGGCUUGCAGAGUGGGCAGCCCAAGCACCUGCUCCUGGUGGACCCUGAGGGUGUGGUUCGGACAAAGGAUCACCGCUUUGAGAGCGUCAGUCACCUCAUCAGCUACCACAUGGACAAUCACUUGCCCAUCAUCUCUGCGGGCAGCGAACUGUGUCUACAGCAGCCUGUGGAGCGGAAACUGUAGUCCGACCUAGCACUCUCCCAGAAGAUGUCCUCCAGCCCCUUCCACCUUAUCCCUAACUCUCAGGACCUCAUGUGGCAGCGUUCUGUGGGCCUGGCCUUUGUGGGAGCUGGAGUCAUGUGGACUGGGUUUAUUGGCUGGGUUUGAGUCAGGAGCCUGGGGUAGAAUCCUGUUUCUCCCCAAACCUCACCAAAGUAUUAAUGUGCAGAGUGGCCCCCUCGGACCGUUCCUGUGCCAACCUGAUGCCCCCUUCCCUAAGAAGGUGGGUGCUUGGAAUGGACAGUGCCCUGUGGUGACAGGCCCAGGAGAACAAUCACCCUUCUGGGGAAGGGGAAACCAGUUCCACCUCUGGUCUCCCUCUGAGCUUCAGGGUAUCCCAGGCCUCUUAACCCUUCCCCCCAGUGUUUAAACUUUGUGCCUUUGACCAUCUCGUAGGUCUGAAGAUAUUUUAUGCAAAGGGUUCUCAGGCCCCUGAGCUCAAGGAUAGACAGGGGUGCUGCUAUCUUCCUGGCUUCUGGGACCCCAUCUUCUUCUCGGUCAGCACCUCCUCCAGUUUUGGGUGGGAAAACUGAUGCAGGAGUGACAGCUGUCCCCUCUCCCUGGGGAUAUGCAACCCUUAGAGAUUGCCCCAGAGCCCCCCUCCCGGCCAGGGGGGAGAUGGACCCCUCCCUUGCUCAGUGCCUCCUGGCCGGGACCCCUCACCCAAGGGGUCUGUAUAUACAUUUCAUAGCCCUACCCCUUCUUGUCGCAUGCAUGUUACUGUACUCUACAGCCAAAGUGUAGCCUUUCUCCUUAGUCUCUGCCUGGGGGGAUGACUGAAUAGGGGCUUCUUGAACCUCCCAGAUAGAUUAUGUGGAGGCAGGAUCAGCAGGGGCAUGAGACUAAAGCAGUAGACAAUCCCCAAAUACCAUCUGUAGAUUUGGAACUGCAUUCAUUUUAAAUUUUAUAUGCAUAUAUUCUAGGGCUGUAGAUUUACUUUCCUAAUUUUGUUUCCCAUGGCUUAUUCUUGAGCACAAGAUGAUAAUCGAUUACAUUUAUACACCACCUCUUUGACUUUUCCAAGCCCUCCUUUGACAUCGGCCUUUUCCUGGCCCUGGCCUCGGUGGUAACUGGAAGCGGCAGCAUUAUUUUCUUUUUUAUACAAGAGACACAGGAGGCAGAUUGGAACCCAGCUGGGACUGAAAAAUUGGGGCCUCUUGCCGCGAAGCUGGGAGGCAGAAGUCUGGCUGACUGCCUGUUACAGCUUCACCAAGGGGAAAACUUCAGACCUGCAGUUACGGAGUACCGUCUACGUGCCGCUGCUGGUGUGGCCACGGCGACAGGGCAGGCGGUUCGUGGGUAAGGGAGAGUGGACUGUUAAUCCCGCCGCCUCCUUUCUUGUUGUGUGGACGUUUUCACAGGUCUCACUUAUACCAAAGGGAAAUCAUCGUCAUUAAAGUCCGUAUUUCUUCUA
Messenger RNA from Tupaia belangeri chinensis (Chinese tree shrew), 6144 nucleotides. It is a transcript of the gene SHC1, whose product is annotated as SHC adaptor protein 1. Gene Ontology annotation, biological process: epidermal growth factor receptor signaling pathway; insulin receptor signaling pathway; intracellular signal transduction. The transcript is spliced from 13 exons. Lineage: Eukaryota; Metazoa; Chordata; Mammalia; Scandentia; Tupaiidae. Bases 2943 to 4694 code for a protein of 583 amino acids. Gene Ontology annotation, molecular function: receptor tyrosine kinase binding. Gene Ontology annotation, cellular component: plasma membrane. The record is from RefSeq and is a predicted model, not a curated record.